This is a messenger RNA of Oncorhynchus mykiss (rainbow trout), 1117 nucleotides long. The record is from RefSeq and is a predicted model, not a curated record. Lineage: Eukaryota; Metazoa; Chordata; Actinopteri; Salmoniformes; Salmonidae.
CCCAACACCAUGGCUCUUUAUGAGUCUAAGACCGAGCUCUGGGACCUGGACAUCAAUGUGAUCCAGCCAGAAGGGAAAGGUCCAGAUCCAGCCACAGAUGGAAACAGCAGUACCGAGUCGUUCAGGGAUGCGUUCCAACGUUAUAUCCAGCCCUGUCUGGCAGAGCUGCUGGGUUCAUCUCUGUUUAUCUUUGUGGGGUGUCUGUCUGUGAUCGAGAACACAGAGGGCACCGGAAGGCUGCAGCCGGCCCUGGCACACGGCCUGGCCCUGGGCAUCGUUAUCGCUGUGCUGGGGGAGAUCAGUGGGGGCCACUUCAACCCAGCAGUGUCUGUGUCUGUGUUUCUGAUCGGGGGUCUCAACAUCAUACUGCUGGUCCCCUACAUACUUGCUCAGAUGUGUGGAGGGAUGAUAGGGGCAGGACUAGCCAAGGUGAUUUCCCCAUCCAUGAACUAUGCCAAAGUUUCAGGGGCAGCAUUCGACACAGUGCAGGCCGACACCCAGAUAGUACCAGCCACGGUGGCAGAGGUGAUCAUGACUCUGUUCCUGACGAUGGUGGUGUGUAUGGGGGCCGUGAAUGGACGCACGCGCAGCCUGUUGGCCCCUCUCUGCAUCGGGCUGACCGUGACCGCAGACAUCCUGGCUGGGGGAGCAGUGUCUGGGGCAUGUAUGAACCCAGCUCGUGCCUUUGGCCCGGCCGUGGUGGCCGACUACUGGAGCUAUCACUGGAUCUACUGGGUGGGACCCAUGUCUGGAGCCCUGCUAACCGCCAGCUUCAUACGACUACUGCUUGGGGAUGAGAAAACCAGAGUUAUCUUGAUGUGAUACAGAUGUAGGUUUCCAGUUCAAGUCCAUAAAAAAGUCAAUUUCCAAAAUCCACAUAAAUUCUAACAGUAUUUUUGUGUUACUAUUUCCAUGUCUCUUAGUUUAAAAUAAUCUUACCAAUGUCACUUUACUCUAUACUGGUAUAUAUAGAUGAUCUAUUGUCCAUAAAUGCAAUCUAUUUUAUUCAAUGCCAUUUGUAAAAACACAUUUUUGUACAUUAAAUAUUGCAUUGUAUAUUUUUUUUAAUGAUUGAUCCCUUUUGACAUAGUAGAAGUGACUUCUGGCCCGUAGUCUG